AUGCCGAGGGCGCGCAUGAUCUCGAUCGGGAAGAGGUCGACGCAGACGGGGGCCCCGCUGGCUCUGACGAUGUCGAGGUACCUCAUGAACUGCUCGUGGACCAAGACGUUGAUCUCGGCUUCGGAAGGCCUCGUGAAGUUGUGGUUUAGGGUCGAACCAUGCGGACUUGCGGUCGACCGUCGACCGAGCAUCCUCGUAAGUGGCGACUUUGCUGACAUCGAAAAUGGUAAUGGCGAGGUUGAUGCCGCUACCGACGAAAGCCUCGAGUAUGUCGGGCUCGGUUGUGUAGAUUCGGGCCGCGGGAACAUGGUUUUGGAGGAGGAGAUCGACCACCACGGAAGCCGCUGUGCGUUUUGCCGGCCCCAAUUUACGCCGAUUACACCCUCGGUUACGAGGACAUUGGUGCAGCUCAUUGUUGCAAUGAAUAAUGCAGCUGCAUAUGAAUAUGAUGAUGAGAAAUGGAAAUUG
Molecule: messenger RNA, 468 nt
Organism: Striga asiatica
Lineage: Eukaryota; Viridiplantae; Streptophyta; Magnoliopsida; Lamiales; Orobanchaceae
Source: the annotation of a GenBank genome assembly